AUGAGGGAGUAUUUACAACCUGUUCAUGCUAACUACAAUCACCAUAUGAUUUUUAUACUUCUUAAAACAAAAACAUGCAUAUGAUUGCCUGGUGAUAUUUUCGUAUCGUGAUCUGUAGAGUCAACUACAAUCGCCAAGGAGCCAAAUAGACUUAAAGCUUGCAAAAUUUCUUUGAGAAACAUACAUAAGUGAUCGUGAGUUAUACCCUUCGAGUUAUUCCGCUUCUGUGAUAUCUCUUUUUAGUUUCUCGCAGGUCACUGUCGGGAAGUUGCCAAGGCUUGGUGAUUAUUCAGUGGCAGACAGUGUUGUGGAAAUCUUGGGAUAUUUCUGAUUGCCUGGGAGUGGCUACAAAGGGUCUGGUUCAUUUCCUCGACAAUCACUUCAUCGACAAACCAUUUAAACGGCUUGGUAAUUUUGAUGAUAAGGUCGUUUUUCUUGAUUUGGUCAGUUCGUCAACUUGUCACUUCAUGAACACGGUCGGGUGUUGGGAACUUACCAAUAUUCUGUGAUGAAGAUCCUCCCCCAUCUCCAUCAAGGUUCUCUUCUGGAUCUAAGAACAUUAAUUCUGAGCUGUAUGCUCAAGCUCUAGCUGCUAAAUCAAAUCUUGGAUUAAUGGACAAUAAAUCAAGCUCAUCUGCUUUAGAAUCUUUACGUAACUAUGGGACACUACAAGGAAGUUCUCCAAUUCAUUCUCCUAGUAGAGAUAGCUUGAACAGAAAUUUGCCUGCUUAUUCAAAUAAAAAUGACUACAAUUUUUACAAUUCUUCAUUUGCAUCUUCUGCAGAAACAGACUUUUCAUCUAUCUAUACAAAUCCAAAUGAAAAAGUUGCUUCACAUGAAAGAAGCACGAGACCGCCAUCAUCAGACGCAUCAAGUCCAUAUACAGGUGUUAAGCCUAUUAUUAGCAAUCUGCAGUCAAUAGAUGAUGAAGAUGAAUUUUUGUAUGGGGAUUCUAAUCCUCUACCCGAAGAACCAGCUAAAAAAGUAACUGAACAAAACAAGAAUUCUGAAACUAGUUUAGUUGAUACAAAUUGGAGUGAUGAUGAGGAUUCAGAAUUGCUUAAAUUUCAACCGUAUAGAGGUCCUUAUGCGAAGAGAUCAGACGAAAGGAAAAUCAUGGAAAGAAAAUCUAAAGACUCAUUGAUUCGAAGCAGUAAUCCCUCUAUAUCAGGUAGAUCAUUAACCGCUGAUGCUAAAGAUGCCAUCAAUAAGUAUUUAUCUCAAGGUAGUACGACUUCUGACAAAGUUAAAGCUGUGCAGCAGAGUGAUGAUUUUUAUUUUAAUAAAAACUUAGAAACACCUCCUCAGCAAGUUCUCUCCCAGAAAUUAGACUCUGAAUGGAGAUCAGACUUUGCAAAAUCUUCACCAGAAUAUUCUAAAAUGACUAAUUUUACUCAUUCUAAUAAAGAGUAUCCAUCACCUAUAUCGCAGCCUAGAGAAGGUUCUUUUGAUUUAAAACCACAAUAUUUGAAAGAUUUUCCCAUUCCUCGAAAUCAGAAGGAAGAAUUAAAGGAUAGUCCUAAAUUUAAUUUGAAUGAUUAUUCCUUGCAAAGUUCCAGACAUCCCACUAGUAUAUCUCGUUUUGAUAAUAGAGAAAGUCCUGAAAGAUUGUCCAAACUGCAAAUAAAUUUGAAAUCUGACGAUAUGAUGUCUAGUAAACGAAUUGUUCGUGUGCGUGAGGAUAAUCUUCCAAGUACAACACCCAAAUCUGCUAGUCCCAUAAUGAUUGAUAAUUUUUCUAAUGAAGGCAUUGGAACUCGUCGCGUAAUUCGAGAGAAAGUUGAUGCUAGCGUUUUUAAAUCUCUUUCUGAUUUACCAUCUAAAGCAGUUGAAGGACCUGCUCUUCCUAAAAGAUAUUCUAGUGAAAGUUCCAAGAAAAUUAAAGAAAAUGUAUCUAAGCUAUCAAAUAAGAAUCCAAAAAAUAGAAACUAUUCUCCUAGCCGUAAAGCUCUUACGCAUAAGGAAUAUUCAGAACACGAUACCCGUUUUUCAUCUAGGGAUCACAGCCCACAUCGUAGAGCACGAGAAAGAUCUCCAAAUUAUAAAACCCGUUCUCCUUAUCAUUGGGAAAAUCCUGAAAGAAAGAAAUACCAUUCUAGAGGCAGAAGUCCUAAACCACAUUCACGUGAUAGGCAUGGAGUAUCACCUCCUAGAAGGCGGUCGCGUAGUAGGCAUGGUAGAGGACGAUCUAGAAGCCCUAGAUAUCGUAGGCAAUCACGUUCAAGAAGUCCCAAACAUUCUAGAGAGAGAAGUCCGCAUAAACAUUCCUAUGGUAAGAAAAGAUUUUCAUCUGACAGUUCUUCAAGUAGUGAGUCAGAAAACUUAUUUGAUAAAAAUUCUGAUAGUUUGUCUGAUGUUUCUACUAAAGGUCUAUCUGGUUUUGAUUUCAAAAAUGAAAAAAAAUUGAAUUUGAGAAUAGAAAAGCACUUUAAAGAAAUCAGUGGUCCAAAUCAAGAUUCAGAAACUAGUUCCUCUUUGCGAAGUAAAUCACAUAACACCUUAGAAAUAAAAGGGUCUGAUACUCUAACAAGAUCUGUUACAAUUGAUAACCAACAUGGUAAAAAAGUUGAAGAGGAUGUGGAAAUAUUAGAAGUAUUUCCAUCAAGAAAAGAAGUAUUUGACAAAACCAAUGAACUUGACGAGAACAUUCCCCAAAACAUUAAUUCCUCAUUAUCUGCUGCUCCAGAUAUGCAAAAGCAAGUCUUGCAUGCGCAACAAGUUAUGCCCCUUCAACAAGCUUUACCCCCGCAGCAAAUUAUACCACAAGUUUUGUCACCUGCAGCUGUUCCAUUUCCUCAAUCUUUGCCAUUUCAUAGCUCAUACCCUAUGCAGCAACCAUCUCCUUUUUCUAAUUUUACCUACUCCCCAAACUAUCCUCCUCCUGUUGCUCCAAAUUCUAUGCCAUAUAACUAUCCAUCGCCUAUGACUACAUCAUACAAUAUGUAUGCUCCGAGAUCCUUAGUUCCUCCCCCAAUUUCAAGGAUAAAUUUGAAAAAUGUUCCUGUAUCUGAUAUUCCAUCUGCUCCAGUAAGUUCUGCACCGAAUUUAAUUCCUGUCUCCACAGCAAGCUCUAAACAAAUGGAUAUUUCUGCUAAACUUACCUCUCAGAUUAAUCAAAUGAUUGAGAGUGCAAAGUCUUCAGUAAAAAUUUCUCCUACAUCAAAGACUUCUGUAAUUCAAUCGACGCAGGCAACUAAAACUUCUACUACUAAUUCUUAUACUACCCAAGUUACAGAUACUUUCAAAUCAUCUAAUAAAAAUAAUUCACCUGUAACUAAGUCUACUGAGUCUUCUUUAAGAUGGCAACCAAUAUCAAUGCCUAUAAAAAAAUCAGGUUCAAGUUUCUAUAAAGAUAAACAUAUUGAAGAUAAACAAGUUAAUGCAAAUGAUGCCCUGAAUAAAGAAAAAUAUAAAGAGUGUUAUUACGAUAGAUAUGUGUUACAAAAAACUUUAAAAAAUACUUCGAAAGACACUUCUGAAAUUAGAAAUCUUUUGGGUGAACUUGAAAAGAAAAACGUACCCGAGGAAAUGGACAAAGGCAUGAUUAGUCUGAUUAUGAGAUGUAGAAAUCUGCAUGACAAAGCUCAAGAAGAACUUAAGUCACUAAUUGAUGAGGCCAAGCAGAAACAAAUAGACUUAAGUGCAUUAGGAAAUAAAAUUAAAAAGGAAGAUCUUAAAUUAAUACAAGAAGAAGUUGAAACACAGGUAAAUGAGAACAGUUUUAAAUCCCGUAAUGUAUCAAGUCUUGUUAAAUAUUCAGGAUUUGAUUCAGGUCAUAACUGGUGUGAUUCCUGCUGUAAAGAGUUUACAACUAUUGCCAGCCUCCUGAAUCAUUACUAUACGUCUGAUCAUUUAAAGCAUGUUGACCCAUUUAAUCCAGCUACUUUUAAAGAACCAAAAAAAGAAGAAGUUGCAAGUGACUGUAUUCUAAGGCACAUUAAAGGAGUUGAAUUUGUUAAACCUCAUUACUCUUUUUACUGUUCUCUGUGUAAUGAAUCAUUACUGAAUGAAAGCCAUGCUCAACAACAUUUAAAAGGUCACACUCAUACUGUCAAUUACAUGCAAUUUCUGAAAGAAAAUCCUGUAUAUGAAAGGAAGCGUGAAUUGAUGAGAACUUCAACUAUAACUCAGAUGGUAAAAGCCAAAAAGAAAAAAGAACAUAUUGAAAAACAAGUGAAUUUGGCCAAAAAACGCAAGCUAGAUGCUGAUACAGAUCAAAAGAUAAAGGAUAAAAUUCGUGAAGAAAUAGAUAAAGAGAAAUCUUUCGUUGAGCUGGAGGAAAGUAAUAGCAUGGACUCAAGCGAUUCUCCUACGAAAGCAGCAUCAAAUAUUAAAUUGACUCUGAAUAAUGCAAAUGAUGCAAAAAAGGAAAUUGAGACAAAACUCAGAAAUAAAUUUUUAAUUGGACAGAUGCCUAGCUCACGUGCAAAAUUAUUGCGUGCAAAGUUGAAUGAAAAAAUUGCUCUUGAAAAAGAAAAAGCAGAAAAAAAAUCUUCUGAACUUAAAAAGAAGAAUGAUAAACUUAUUACUGCUGCAAAAAAAGAAGAAAAAAGUCUUUUUUCAGUGGACUCCACGGACAUUCCUUUUUACACCAAUGAAGAAUUUAAACAAAGCAUUGCUCAAAAAAAUGAAUUUGACUCAUCUGAAACUGAAAAGACAAAAACAUCAAAGCGAAAAAAAUUGCCUGUUUCAGGUUGUCAGAGUAAAAGUGAAGCAAGCCUUUCCACUACUAAGCAGGAAGAUAAUUCUUGCAAAACCCAAAACUCCAACAGUGCUACAAAUACCAUAACUGAAUACCAGUUAUCUUAUAUUGAACUUCCAAAAAGAAAUACAGCCACUGCUUCACAUCAAAUUCCAGUUGUAUCUGCUGCUAAGGUUGCUGCAAACGUGGCUUCAAAACCUCUAUCUGAAGAAGAGAAAGAUUUUUUACUUUUAGGGAUAAACAAAGCUGAUAUGGUGCCACUUGUUAUACCUCGUCCACCCCCUUCUUCUUUGAUACAAUGCCCUGAAGCGUUUGCUCAAAGCAAAUUGGACAAGAAAUUACCACCUGAACAGAUACCUUCAUUGAAAGCGCAACUUCCUCCAUUUCCUCCACCACUUCAGUUUCCACCCCCACUUCAAGUGCCACCUCCUGAUAUUAAAAGUGCUCCUGUUAUUCCACCUUUUCCUCCACCUCUAACUGUACCUCCGCCUACUCAAACUGCCAAGGCUCUUUUAUCACCAGAAAAAUACGGUUUAACCAAUAUUCCACCUUUCCCACCUCCUUUACAGGUUCCACCACCAAGUCAUAUUUUAGGUAAUCAACCAGCAUCUGUUUAUCUUCCCACAUCUGGGUCUAGGGUUACCCAGGAUGAAAUUGCUGUUGUUGACAUGGAUAUUGACACUGAAGAUUUUAAUUCAGAAGUAACAGUUGAAACUAAUUUAUCUGUUAAAUCGACGGGUCCUUUAAAACGGAAAAAGACAUCGCUUCCUUCGCCAGAUACUGAACAUAGAUUGCCUAAAAAAUUAUCAGGUAUGAGGACAGAGUCACUGAAUAUUCCUACUCAGAGUAACAAAGCUAUUGUAAAUCAAUCACCGUCAGCUAGUAGCAAUUUGAAAGCACCAGUUGCUGAGGCAGUCAAAUCUAAAAUGGAAGCUGAAACAAAUUCUGUUCAAAGUUCUACUGAAACUCUAUUAAAGACUUUAGAAGAUGUUAAAACUACUGUAAGUGAUGUAGAAUUAAACAAGUACACAAAACCUUGCAGUGAGACUUUAAUGUCAAUAAUGGACACUGUUGUUGAAAAUACUGAUGGCAAUCAAGCUAAACUUAAGCCAGGUGAAGUGAACAGAAAAGAAGUCAAUCUUACUAAAUCCCCUAAAUCAAUAGAAUCAACUAAUAACUUGAUAUCAGAUACAAAUUCUUGCACUAAAUUUGAGUUAAUUGAAACUCAAUCAACCAGUUCACCUGACAUCAAAACAGAAUGCAUCAUUGUAUCUCCCAAUGAAACUGAAAAAGCUAUAACGCAAGUUAAGGAAACUGAAAAAGAAUCAACGACAACUUGCAGUAGUCUUUCUGAAAAUAAUCUUACUGCUGAUGUAUUUGAUCAGCAAAUAAAAGAAAUCACCUCCGUUGAAGAAAAUAAAAGUAUGGUAGAUGAAGUCCCUCCUCUUAUUGCCACUAUUGAUAUGCAAACAGUUGUAGAGGAGAAAGUGCGUGAACAAACGUUUCUUGAUUCUACCACUGAGCAACCUUCUUGUAUUUCUAGCUCUGAUCUUGGAAAGAGUAUGGAAAAAGAAAUUUCCAUCUCUGAUGAAAAAGAUAGCCAACUAACUACAGUUACUUCAAUUUCUGUCACAGAAAUAGAUUUAGAUUCUGUAGCAAGUGAUAAAGUUGGUGAAACAAGGAAAGUAAGUGACCCUGCAGCUGGGCAUGACUCAAUUAGUACUGAUCAACAGGACAGUGUAAGUAGAGAAAUAUCUGCUGAUGUCAAUAAUGAUAGCCACGUCACUAAUAUGAGUUUUUCUAUAAGUGAAGAAGUUGAUCAAAUGUUAUUUGAUGAAUCAACUCCCAAGCAAUCUUCUAGUACCGUCUCUAAUCUACGAGAUGAUCUGGAGGAAGAAAUAUAUUCCAUUGAAGAAAAUAUAGCUGAAAUCAUUGAAGCUGAUCCACUUUCUAUUUCAUUAGCUGAUAUGAAUUCACCUCCAAAUGAAAAAACUUGCAUUGAAAAGGUAUUAGUUAUGCAAGAAACUAUGAAAAAAGAAAAAGUUUCUUCGCCUGAUAAUGGAAGCCUGGCAACUGAAGUCACCCCGACAUUCACAACUGAAGCAGUAUGUGAUCAAUCAAUGUUAGAGAAUUCUGCUUCAAGACAAAUGUCUGGCCUACAGGAAACUGGGGAUAAAGCUCCAUCUGUUGCUGUUAAUGAAAAUUUAAAUGUUGAAGCAACUGCACUUUCUAAUACAUUAACUGACACAAAUUCACCUGAAAAUGAAAAGUUUGAGGAUUCCAUAUCUUCACAUACUUCCAUUUCUAGCUCAGUUCAUGCUAUAAUUGAAGAUAUUGAUAAUAAUGAUGAUAAGACUGGUGAUUCUAUUGCUGAAAUUCCUCUGGAAGAGCCUUGUCCUGUAAAUGUAAAAAAUACUUCUGACCAAAUGUCUGAUUUCAAGGAACCAUUGUAUGCUAUGGAACUGGGAACUGAUUCAACAACUGACGCUGUCUCACAAGGUAAAAUGAAUUUACAAGACAAUAAAGAAACUUUGUCAUCUGAUCACCACAUGGAAGAUAAUAAAGGUAUAUCACAUGCUGAUGGCUGUAAAACAGAAUUUAAAGAUAAUUCAUUGUCUAAUGAGCAAGUUUCAGAAGAUUUUAAAGUUUUAUCACCAGUGAAAGAUGAAAGUGCUAUGCAAUCACUGUUGAAUCUGGCAACAGAAGAUCCUUCUUUUAAUGAUGGUAAAGUUUGUGAAACGACGGUGAAACAGUCAAAUUUGUUUAAAGAUGUUAUCGAAAUUGAAUAUAAUACAGCGAAAAUUUGUGAAGAUCCCAAUUUUCCAAGUUAUGGUGCUAAGAAAAUUUUUAAAGAAGAUUCCUCUAGUGAAGCAGUAAAAGAUGAAGAGGAAGCAAUGGAAUUAGAUACUGAAGUUUCUUGUGAUGUUUUGAAUUCCGAUCAAAUUGAUGUAAAUAUGGAAGAAAACACUGGCAAUCAUGAAGCAAUGCCACCUGCGAUGCAUGUGGAAUUAGAAAAUUUAACCGUUGCAGACACAUCCGUUCGUACAUCAGAUACAUGUGAAGCUUUAGAAGUUAGCAGUAAGAAUCUUCAAGCAACAGAUUUUUCACCUGAAAAUAAAAUGGCAUUAAAUGUUAUGGCUGAAUCUGAAAAACUGCUUGCUGAAAAUAAAGAUUUAUCAGAAGACACCACCUCUAAGACCAUUACAACAUCUCCAAGUUUUAGUACAGAAAUGGAAAACAUUGAAAAAGCAUCUGAAGAAGUAGAAAUAGAUUGUGAAGUUAAAAAUAUACAAAAAGAAGUUACUGAUGCUGAUAUUGAUGAUAAAAAGGUAGAAGUUGAUGAUACUCCAAGUGCUGAAGAAAAAAAGGUAGAAGUUGCUGAUAUUUCAAGUGCUGAAGAAAAAAAGAAAGAAGUUGCUGAUACUCAAAUCGACGAUAACAAAAUUAAACAAGCUGCUAAUUCUCAAAAUGAUGAAGAUAAAAAUAAAAUGUAUGAUACUCAUAGUGAGAGCAAACCUGAAACAGAAGAUAAUGCCAGUGUGACUAAUAAUCAGAGCGACAGCAACAUAUUGAAAGUUCAAGGCAAUGAUUCUGAUACAGAUGAGUAUGAAACUGGGGAUAAUUAAUUUACCAAGAAUAUAUAUAUAUUAGAAUUUUAUAUUGAUUAUGUAAUAAAGGUUGCAUGUAUUUAUUUCUUUUUAUUGCAUAUCUUUAAAGCUUAUUGUAUUGCAAUAUAGAUAAAUAUGUCUUUUAAUUUUUCUUUUCAUUGUUAUUUUGUAGGUAUUCAUUGUAUUAUUCAAUUUCAUUGAGAAAUAAAUUUGUGUGUUGGUCAA
Molecule: messenger RNA, 8535 nt
Organism: Parasteatoda tepidariorum (common house spider)
Lineage: Eukaryota; Metazoa; Arthropoda; Arachnida; Araneae; Theridiidae
Biological process (GO): negative regulation of DNA-templated transcription; positive regulation of DNA-templated transcription
Cellular component (GO): nucleoplasm
Molecular function (GO): zinc ion binding; nucleic acid binding
Source: RefSeq, a predicted model, not a curated record